Hylaeus anthracinus is the source of this 1827-nucleotide messenger RNA. RefSeq names its product triokinase/FMN cyclase-like. The coding region runs from base 252 to 1790 and encodes 512 amino acids. Lineage: Eukaryota; Metazoa; Arthropoda; Insecta; Hymenoptera; Colletidae. Gene Ontology annotation, molecular function: glycerone kinase activity. The record is from RefSeq and is a predicted model, not a curated record. The transcript is spliced from 10 exons. Gene Ontology annotation, biological process: glycerol catabolic process. Gene Ontology annotation, cellular component: cytosol.
AAGAAGGUUCUACCGACAACAAUGAAGAGCUUAAUUAAUUCAAUCGACGAUGCUGUCACGGAAACUCUGUUUGGUUUAUCUUACUCUUAUCCGCAACUCGAGUAUCAAGUAUCACACAAAGUCGUUCUAAUGCCAAACAUUUAUUCAGAUGAAUUGUAAUUUAGCUCGAGAAUCGAAAGAAUAAAGUUUCUAUUAUAUGCGGCGGAGGAAGUGGACAUGAACCUUUUGGAGCAGGUUUUGUUGGAAGUGGUAUGCUAACUGCUUCUGUAGCAGGUUCCAUAUAUGCUGCACCACCAUCGCAACACAUUUCCUAUUGUAUCGAACGUGUUACGCAACAUACUCAAGCUGGCGUUUUGGUAGUGGUACCGAAUUAUACUGGUGACUGUCUCAAUUUUGGGAUAGCGAUCGAAAAAGCAAGACAAGCAGGGUUGAAGGUAGCAGAGAUAAUUGUGAACGAGGACUGCAGUAUACCGAAUAAGGAUGUAGGCGUUGCUGGUAAACGCGGAUUAAGUGGGCUACUAUUUGUUAAUAAAAUAGCCGGCGCGCUGGCUGAAAGAGAAUUACCCCUUGAAGACAUUCAUACAAUUGCGCAGAAUGUUUUAGAAAAUAUGGCUACUUAUGCAGUUGGAUUAACUACAUGUGCUAUACCUGGGCAACCGCCAAUGUUUGAACUUGCGGAAGACGAAAUAGAAUGUGGAAUGGGGGUUCAUGGAGAAGCUGGAUACGAGAAGAUGAAAUUAAGAACGUGUAACGAAGUGGUUUCAUUCAUGCUGAAACGUAUCUGUGAUUCGCUACCCCUAGUUAGCGGGGAUUCAGUUGCGGUAAUUGUUAAUAAUUUUGGAGCGCUUAGCCAGUUGGAACAAGGAAUCGUUAUUCAUGAUUUGACGAACCAGCUUCGGAGCAUGGAUGUAAAACUUUUGCGCUUGUACUCUGGACUCCUGAUGACGUCGUUAAACAGUGCUGGAAUACAUAUUACCGCUUUGAAAUUGCCUGAAUGCCAUAAAGAGAUAUUUAUCAGAUGUCUCGACGAUCCUACUAGCGCGCCACGAUGGCCAGGUUGUGCAUAUAGUAUUCCUUUGGAAAAUAAACAAAUAAUUCCCGAAGAUAAAGUAACACGAAGUAUACAGCAGGUUGGGAUACAAAUUAAUACACAAUUGCAAAACCUACUGAAACAGUGUUUAAAGAAUGCCUGUGAAAGCAUAAUUGAAAAAGAAACUUUGAUCAAUGAUCUGGACAGAGGCUGUGGUGAUGGUGAUUGUGGUACAACACUCAAAAGGCUUGCUUAUGAGAUUUUGCAAGGCUUAGAUAAUUAUUAUUUAUCGCAUCCUUCGUCCGUUUUUUCCGAAUUGGCUCACAUUGCUGAAGAACAAAUGGGUGGCACAUCUGGUGCAUUGUAUUGCUUAUUUUUUACUAGUAUUGCCACAGAAUUAGUUUCUGCUCAACCAACAGAGGGUUGGUUACACAUCGUUGCGCGAACGUUACGCAGUGGUUUAAAUUGUUUAAUAAAAUAUGGGAAAGCUAAACCAGGAGAUAGGUCCAUGAUUGAUGUGAUCAAUGCUGUUUGCGAAACAUAUGAAAAGAUGUUGCAUAACCAAUUGGUUGAAAUAUGUACUGCUGUGAAAACAGCAGCUUGGCAAGCAUGUGAAGCAACAAAACAUAUGGAGCCCAAAGUUGGACGAGCUAGCUAUGUAAAACAACUUCAAUAUCUGCAAAAUGUAGAUGCUGGUGCACAUGGAGUUGCCACAUGGAUUGGUGCCAUUACUGAUGUAAUUAAGAGUAUAAAACCCUAAUCUUAAGCAAUUAAUUAAUAAAGUAUUUUACACUAAU